Sinocyclocheilus anshuiensis is the source of this 11003-nucleotide messenger RNA. RefSeq names its product zinc finger homeobox protein 4-like. Gene Ontology annotation, molecular function: RNA polymerase II cis-regulatory region sequence-specific DNA binding; zinc ion binding; DNA-binding transcription factor activity, RNA polymerase II-specific. Gene Ontology annotation, biological process: regulation of transcription by RNA polymerase II. The coding region runs from base 346 to 10860 and encodes 3504 amino acids. The transcript has 11 exons. Lineage: Eukaryota; Metazoa; Chordata; Actinopteri; Cypriniformes; Cyprinidae. The record is from RefSeq and is a predicted model, not a curated record. Gene Ontology annotation, cellular component: nucleus.
ACGAUAAUAAUUAGCAGAAUAAAGACAUAUCGGAUUUUCAUUUCCUUACCUCCUUUCCCUUACUCCUCCACAACUGAAACUGCUAGGCAGUCGUCGACACAUCUUUUACACAACCGGACCCAAAGGAUCGACUCUUACUGUAGUAUUUACGUUUUUUCCUAUAAAGUUGGAGGAUUAUUGUUGCAUUUUUUUUUUCUUUUUAUCCUGUUUGUUACCUACUUGCGCUACCAUUGGAUGUGAUUUUCUUCAGAAAAAGCAAAUAUCAAGAGAAGAAGCGGAGGGAACUGCGGGGAAAGAAAGUCCCUGACAGGCUGGAUGAAAUGAGAUCCCCAUGUAGCGAUUACCAUGGAAACUUGUGAUUCCCCUUCUCUCUCAAGGCAGGAAAAUGGGCAGCAGAUAUCAAAGCUACGUGAGACGACACAUCUUGAUAAUGAGGUGCCAGAGAAAGUCCCUGGGAUGGAGCCUGACAAGGAAAACAGCCCUGCAGAUGACAACCUGAGGACGGAGGAGAGCCGUCGAGAGAUCGCAUCGGCAUUGAGCGCGGAGAAUGCGAUAGGUGCAGCCACUAAAGAGAUCCCCUGCAACGAAUGUGCCACUUCCUUCUUGAGUUUACAAAAAUACAUGGAGCACCACUGCCCGAAUGCUCGCCUUCCUCUUCUGAAGGACGAGAAUGAGAGCGAGGUCAGCGACCUUGAGGACAGCGAUGUAGAGAACCUGACAGGAGAGAUAGUUUACCAGCCAGAUGGCUCAGCUUUUAUUCUUGAGGACUCCAAAGAAGGUGGCCAGAAUGCCCAGUCAGGGGUUAAAAGCCUCUUCUCCCCAGCACUAUUUUCAAACUCCCAAACUGCUGCUGGGGACAAGACUGAGCAGUCGGCCACAGCCCCCAUGUCCUUUUGUCCACAAGUGAUCAAUACCUUUCACAUCGCUUCAUCCCUCGGGAAACCAUUUAUGGCCGAUCAGGCUUUCCCAGAUACCUCAGCAUUAGCAGGAGAUGGUCCUGUGUUGCACACUUUCCGUGUCUACGAUCUCCGACACAAGAGUGAUAAAGACUAUCUUACCAUUGAUGGCGCAGCCAAAAACUCCUGUGUGUCCAAAGAUGUUCCAAACAAUGUGGACUUGUCUAAAUUUGAUGGUUUCAUUAGUGAUGGGAAAAGGAAACCUAUUCUGAUGUGUUUCUUGUGCAAGUUGUCUUUUGGUUAUAGUAGGUCAUUUGUAACCCAUGCUGUGCAUGAUCAUCGGAUGACCCUCAGUGAGCAGGAGCAAAAGCUCCUUAGUAAUAAAUAUGUCUCUGCCAUUAUACAGGGCAUUGGUAAAGACAAAGAACCUCUUAUAAGCUUUCUGGAACCAAAAAAAAACAAUUCUGUGUUACCACACUUUUCUACUGCAAACUUCAUGGGCCCUGAUCCAGGCAUUCACAACCUGUGGAACACCUUUCACAUGGAAAACGGUGAUUCCCUGCAGGCUGGUUUCACCUUCCUGAAAGGAAGUGCCAGUUUGGCAUCUUCUGCAGACCAGUUGCCCAGGAGUGCCCAGAUGCCAAAGGCUGAACUGAACCUCGGGGUUGUGGCCACCUCUGCGCUCAAGUCCCCCGUCGGCUCCAUGUCUCUCCAGCGCUCGUCACCAGGGGCUGGGUGCAGGGAUCAGGAAAGCAACUGUGAACGGCAGAAGGACAUUAGCACUUUGCAUGCGAAUGGUGAGGUCUCCAUCAAAAGCGAGCCCAGAGAUGGGGCCGAUGCUGAGGAGGACGAAGACAUGUUUUUGAACGAGCUCGACGACGAUGGUGUUUGUGAACUUGGGGAAGGUACCAGUAACAAAGAUUUCUCUUUCUUAAACCAAAGCAUUUCUCCUUUAUCGUCCAGUGUGCUAAAAUUUACUGAAAGGGGUACUACUUCCUCUGUGACUGUUGCCAAUGACCUAGAGAAGACAAAGCAAGCUGCUGCCAGCUUGGACUACAGCAAUGACUCUAUGAGUGGAGGCAGCAAAGACGGCUGCGACUCCAAUGGCGGCAGGGAUGGCAGUCCGCCAUCUCUUCCUCUUGACAUGACACGACGAGAUGACGAAAGCCCAGGCCCACUGCACCAGCAUGCUGCCACGCCCAACACCCCUGGCACCCCUGGCCCAGGAGAGUGCUCUCCUGGAUGUGGAAUCGAAUGCCCCAAGUGUGACACUGUCUUAGGUUCUUCUCGUUCACUUGGUGGUCAUAUGACCAUGAUGCACUCACGGAACUCCUGUAAGACGCUCAAAUGCCCCAAAUGCAAUUGGCACUACAAGUACCAGCAGACCCUGGAUGCUCACAUGAAGGAGAAGCACCCAGAGUCUGGAGACUCUUGUGUCUAUUGCUGCACGGGCCAGCCUCACCCUCGACUUGCCCGGGGUGAGAGCUACACGUGCGGCUACAAACCUUUCCGCUGUGAGGUGUGCAAUUACUCCACAACCACCAAAGGCAACCUUAGCAUACACAUGCAGUCAGAUAAGCACCUCAACAAUGUGCAGACGCUGCAGAACGGAGGAACGGAAGCCAUCUACAACCACACUGCUCCUGUGUCGAAUGCCAGUCUGAGCGGGUGUGGGACACCCUCACCCUCCAAGCCCAAACAGAAACCCAUGUGGCGAUGCGAGGUCUGCGACUAUGAGACCAAUGUGGCUCGCAAUUUGCGCAUUCACAUGACAAGUGAGAAACACAUGCACAACAUGAUGCUUCUUCAGCAGAACAUGAAGCAGAUCCAGCACAACUUGCAUCUGGGCUUGGCGCCAGCCGAGGCGGAGCUCUACCAGUACUACCUGGCCCAGAACAUCGGGCUCACCGGUAUGAAACUGGAGAACCCUUCAGACCCACAGAUGAUGAUCAACCCCUUCCAGCUUGACCCUAGCACUGCCGCAGCUCUGGCUCCCGGUCACAGCUUUAUAAAAGCCAUACUCCUUACUGGGGCUCUUUUUUUUAUCAAAUCCCUUUGUAUGGGUGCCCUACAUGACCCACUGCUGAAGCUCUUCCAGUGCGCUGUGUGCAACAAAUUCAGCUCUGACAGCCUGGAGGCCCUCAGCGGGCACGUGGCGGCGGAGCGAUCGCUUCCGGAAGAGGAGUGGAGGGCCGUGAUGGGAGACAUCUACCAGUGCAAGCUGUGCAACUACAACACGCAGCUCAAGGCCAAUUUCCAGCUCCACUGCAAGACCGACAAGCACAUGCAGAAGUAUCAGCUGGUGGCCCACAUCAAGGAAGGUGGCAAAGCCAACCAGUGGCGUCUCAAGUGCAUUGCCAUCGGCAACCCCGUGCACCUGAAGUGUAAUGCCUGCGACUACUACAGCAACAGUGUGGAGAAGCUGAGACUGCAUGCGACCAACCAGAGGCACGAAGCUGCGCUGAAGGUCUACAAGCACUUGCAAAAACAAGAGAGUGCAUGUAACUUGGAGUCCUGCUACUACUACUGCGCGUUGUGUGACUACUCCAGCCGAGCCAAGCUGAACCUGCUGCAGCACCUCCGGUCGGUCAAUCACCAGCAGAGCGAAGGCCUCCGCAAGUUGCAGCUGCACCAGCAGGGCCUUCCUCCUGACGAAGACAACCUUGCUGAUAUUUUCUUCGUCAAGGACUGCCCUCCGAUCGAAUCGGAAGAACCAGGUGAAGACAGUGAGGAAUCCCCACGAGCCUCCUCAUUGGCCGCGGCCGAGGACAAAGACUCGAGCAAGAGGGACGCCAUGGAAGGCAACAUAACAGAGAAGGACUCCAGAAUUAAUACACUGGCUAAGGAAACUCUGGGGACUGCUACAGCAGGGAAGCGGUCACUUCAGCAGGAGAAAGAAAAUGACAAUCCACCCAAGAGGCCCAAAUCAGCUGAAGAGAGGACGCUGUCCAGUGAGCAGGUGCAGCAGUGCCCAUACUGUAAUUACAGUAACAAGGAUGCAAACCGUUUACAGCUGCACAUCAUGUCCCAGCAUUCCAUACAGCCGGUCAUCAGCUGCCCCUUGUGUCAGGAUAUCCUCAGCAACAAGAUUCAUUUACAGCUGCAUCUCACCCACCUCCAUAGUGUGGCUCCAGACUGUGUGGAGAAGUUAAUCAUGACAGUUGCAGGCCCAGAUGUUACAGUGCCCAAUUCCUUGCUGUCUGCAUCAUUACAAGACAAAGUCCCAUCUUUGAUGGAUUCUUCAGCUGUUAUCCCUGAGGGAUCCGGAAAACCCAUGGGAAACAGCUCUAAGGAUUUGAAAAACAGUACAGGCCAAGACAAAAGUGAGGUUGAACUUGCCAAUGAGGAACUCAAACCACCAAAGGAGGCUGCUGAGGCCCCUGACUGGAAGAAAGCGAGUGGUCAAGACAGGAAGAGCCCAGACUCCCUGCAGGAGCAUCUUAGCGAUCUGCAGAAGCGGCAGCAGCUCUCAGUCUCUGAUCGCCACGUCUACAAAUACCGCUGCAACCAUUGCAGCCUGGCUUUCAAGACUAUGCAGAAGCUUGAGAUACAUUCCCAGUACCAUGCCAUCCGUGCAGCCACCAUGUGCAGUCUGUGCCAGCGCAGCUUCAGGACAUUCCUUGCCCUCCGAAAGCAUUUGGAGACUGGUCACCCUGAGCUGAGUGAAGCCGAAGUACAGCAACUCUGUGGAAACCUGCCCCUAAAUGGUGACAUUGCUGAAAGUGAGAUGCGGGCUCUGGAAGAGGCACAAGUCUUUGAGAAUGAGCUAGACAAAGAUGAGGAACUUGACCAAGAAGGGAAGGCCAGUCCGACUGGAAGUGACAGCAGCUCCUUGCUUGAUGACAUGGGCUCAGAACCAAAGCGGACCUUGCCUUUUAGGAAAGGUCCAAAUUUCACCAUGGAAAAGUUUUUAGACCCCUCACGUCCAUACAAAUGCACAGUAUGCAAGGAGUCAUUCACCCAAAAAAGCAUUCUCCUUGUUCACUACAAUUCUGUCUCACAUUUGCAUAAGCUAAAGAAAGUUAUCCAAGAGGCCUCAAGCCCAGUUCACCAGGAGACCAUCAACAAUGUUGACAACAAACCAUACAAAUGCAAUAUAUGUAAUGUUGCUUAUAGCCAAAGCUCAACCCUGGAGAUUCACAUGAGGUCUGUACUUCAUCAGACAAAAGCACGAACCGCCAAAAUGGAGAGUAGUACUAGUUCUGGGGGUGGUAGCAGCAGAAGUACUACAUCUAAAAGCCCUGUUCCACUAAAUCAGGGAAAUGCAGAUUCUGCAAAUGCACCAGUAUCCUCUAACAAAGAAAACACUGUAGAUGCCAAAGAAGUUACCACGAAACAAACUACUGAUCACAUCUCUGUGCAGCCUACCCACCCACCAACCCAGUCAACAGCACAGCUUCAGAUGCAACUGCAGCACGAGCUCCAGCAGCAAGCUGCAUUCUUUCAGCCACAGUUUCUGAACCCAGCUUUUUUCCCACAUUUCCCAAUGACACCAGAGGCCCUACUGCAAUUCCAGCAGCCCCAGUUCCUCUUCCCAUUCUACAUCCCUGGUGCUGAAUUUAACAUCAGCCCUGAGCUUGCAUUGCAUUCAGCUGCAUUUGGGAUGCCUGGUAUGACUGGAUCAUUCCUAGAAGAUCUGAAGCAGCAGAUGCAGCAACAACAUCAGCUGGGCCAACAGCAACAGCUUCAGCUUUCUCAGCAGCAAGCUCGGCAGCAGGCCUCCCAGUCUCAAAUGCAGCAGCAGAAAGCACAGCAGCAGAGUCACAAACCUAAAAUUGAGUCCAACCACAUUGUUCUGUCUGAGAUUCAAAUGUCCAGAGAUGCUGAAGAGCACCUAGAAAAGCAGGAGAGCAAAGCAAAGCAGGAUAUAGCUAAUGAUAUUGACAGUGCAAAAGACACUAAAGAUUCCAGAAACCAGAAAUUUUCAGAACCUCUAAUUCCUCCGCCACGCAUCAUCUCAGGAGCUAGAGGUAAUGCUGCUAAAGCACUGCUAGAGAACUUUGGCUUUGAAUUAGUUAUUCAGUACAAUGAGAAUAGACAGAAAACCCAGAAAAAGAAUAGAGAGGAAGAGUUGACUGACAAACUGGAGUGUGGGCUGUGUGGAAAGUUCUUCUCCAACAUGCUUAUUCUCAAAAGCCAUCAGGAACACGUGCAUGGGCAGUUCUUUCCAUAUGUGGAGCUGGAGAAGUUUGCACAACAGUACAGGGAGGCAUAUGACAAGCUGUAUCCCAUAAACCCAGCAUCUCCAGAAACACCUCCACCACCCCCUCCUCCUCCUCCUGCCCCAGUGACUGCUGUCCCUGCCACUACAUCUGUAGGAAAAUCGCAGACACCAUCUCCUUCACCUCUACAAACUCCUCAGCAAGCGCCACCACCACCUCCUCCACCACCCACUGCACCUCCUCAAGUGCAGCUCCCUGUUUCUCUUGACCUGCCAAUUUUCCCACCACUGAUGAUGCAAUCAGUGCAGCACCCUGGGCUACCCCCACAGCUUGCGCUGCAGCUUCCAACAAUGGACUCUUUAUCUUCUGACCUCACACAGUUAUGUCAACAACAACUGGGACUGGAUCCAAACUUCCUGCGGCAGUCUCAGUUCAAGCGUCCUCGCACCAGAAUCACAGACGAUCAGCUACAAAUCCUCCGUGCUCAUUUUGACAUCAAUAAUUCACCAAACGAAGAACAGAUUCAAGAAAUGGCAGAAAAAUCUGGCCUUCCACAGAAAGUCAUAAAGCACUGGUUCCGCAAUACACUCUUCAAAGAACGUCAAAGAAGCAAAGAUUCCCCUUACAAUUUUAACAUUCCACCCAUGACCACACUGGAAGAUAUCAGACUUGAAUCCCAAGUGAACAUGCUAGAGUACUACAGAACUGAUGCUACGAUGAACAAAAGGUCAUCAAGAACACGUUUCACAGAUUAUCAACUGCGAGUAUUCCAAGAUUUCUUUGAUACCAAUGCUUACCCCAAGGAUGAUGAAAUUGAGCAGCUCUCAACGGUACUCAACCUGCCAACGCGAGUGAUUGUGGUGUGGUUCCAAAAUGCCCGUCAGAAGGCCCGCAAGAGCUAUGAGAACCAAACAGAUACAAAAGACAGCGAAAAGAAAGAACUAACAAAUGAACGAUACAUUAGGACCAACAACAUGCAGUACCAAUGUAAGAAAUGCAGUGUCAUUUUCCCCCGAAUUUUUGACCUCAUUACUCACCAGAAGAAGCAAUGCUACAAAGAUGAGGAUGAUGAAGCUGGAGAUGAAAACCACUCAGAGGAAUUCACAGAGAACAAUGAGCAAAGUUCAGCAAAGCCAACAGAGCCAGCUAAAAACUCUCUUGUGACAGCAAGCAGCUCUGGCUCCAGCUCUCCCUUGAUGCCUUCACCUCGACCUGAUGUAGGGAAAUCCUCACCCAAACCUGAGCUCCUCCAUGAAAAACCAAAAUUGGGAGAGAUUGCCCCUUUACAAACCCUCAAGAACCUAAAUGAGUUAAAAUCUUCCAAGGCUUCAACCCCACAGCCUCCACCACAAAAAUUACCUCAACCACAAAUGUCAAGACCCCAUUCCCAACCCCAGUCUACGACUGUCCCAUCAAGUCCUCUUUCAAUUGCACUGUCCUCUCUUAACAGUAGCCUACCACCUCAAAUGUUACAGUACCACUGCGAUCAGUGCAAAAUCGCUUUCCCAACAGUAGAGCUGUGGCAGGAGCACCAGCACUUGCAUUUUCUGGCUGCCCAAAACCAAUUCCUACACUCACAAUUUUUAGAAAGGCCUCUGGAUAUGCCCUAUAUGAUCUUUGAUCCAAAUAACCCUCUUAUGACCGGUCAACUCCUGUCUGGAGCCCUAUCCCAGAUGCCAACUCCAAGCAACUCUGGCCUUGCUGUGAACUCUAACUCUGUGAAACGUAAAUUAGAUGAAAAAGAGGAUGGAUCUCAUGAAAAAGAUGGUGUUAACAGUGCAGAAGAUCAGCACAGAGAUAAACGACUUAGGACUACCAUUACUCCAGAGCAACUUGAGAUCUUGUAUGAAAAAUAUUUACUUGAUUCAAACCCAACAAGAAAGAUGUUAGAUCAUAUUGCUCGUGAAGUUGGCCUGAAGAAAAGAGUUGUCCAAGUAUGGUUUCAGAACACCCGAGCUAGAGAGAGGAAGGGACAAUUUAGAACAGUUGGGCCCUCUCAAACUCACAAAAAGUGUCUCUUCUGCAGAGCAUUGUUCAAGGCAAAGUCAGCUCUUGAUAGCCACAUUCGCUCAAGACACUGGCAUGAGGCAAAACAGGCAGGCUUUAGUUUGCCCCCAAGUCCAAUGAUGCCUCAAGAUGAAGGAGGACAAAGUCCCAAUAAGUAUAAUUUUGCUGACUACCUACAGAUGCCCACAAAGACUGAGAUGAAUGACAGUGAGCCUCCAACUUCAUCUUCCACUCCAGUUAGAUUUUUUGAGAUGCCACUAAAACAUUUAUUAAGUUUAUCAUCCGUAAAAACAGAACAUAGUGAUGAACUUGAGGGGCUUAACAUAAGUUCUGCAGAUGCCUCUUUUGAUGCCAACAAAAUGGACUUUGAUGAGACCUCCUCAAUUAACACAGCUGUGAGUGAUGCCUCUACUGGAGAUGAGACCAAUAAUGAAGUUGAGAAUCUAACAGUAAAUGGAAGUGAAAAAAUAACUGAGAACAAAAUAAACCAAGCACAAAUCUUUGACUUAAAUGAGGAUAGAAUCCCUUUCAACAUGGUUAGCCCAUCAUUAAGUUUCUCUGGCAAAGACAGUGACUACUUCAAUUCCAGAGAUGAUGAAUUCGAUGAUAAUGCAGACAAGAGUGAGACUUCAAGUUUGGCUGAUCCAAGUUCACCCAGUCCAUUUGGAGGUACCAAUCCCUUCAAGUCUGCAAAAGCUGGUGAAGAGAGACCAGGCCACAGACGUUUUAGAACCCAAAUGAGCAACCUACAGCUUAAAGUCCUAAAGGCUUGCUUCAGUGACUACCGCACACCUACUAUGCAUGAGUGUGAAAUGCUGGGCAAUACGAUAGGACUCCCGAAACGUGUUGUGCAAGUCUGGUUCCAGAAUGCCCGUGCAAAAGAAAAGAAGUUCAAAAUAAACAUUGGAAAGCCAUUCAUGAUAAGCCAGGGCUCCCCAGAUGGGCCAAGGCCUGAGUGUACAUUAUGUGGCGUGAAGUAUACAGCCAGACUUUCGAUUCGCGAUCAUAUCUUUUCGAAGCAGCACAUUGCAAAAGUGCAGGAAACCCUGGGCAACCAGGUUAAUCGAGAAAAAGACUAUCUUGCACCUACCACUGUCCGCCAGCUUAUGGCUCAACAAGAACAUGACCGCUUGAAGAAGGCAACUGACGUACUCAACUUGCCAGCCCAGCAGCAACCUGCAGUGGACAAUAAUGCACUUCAUGGCCUUAGCCUGCCAACUGCCUACCCAGGAAUAUCUGGUCUCCCACCAGUGCUUCUUCCUGGAGUCAAUGGGCCAUCCUCCCUUCCAGGUUUUCCACCAAAUACACCUGCUUUGGCGUCUCCUGGUGCUGGCAUGCUUGGGUUCCCUACUCCAGCCACCCCUUCUCCUGCCAUGUCUCUCAGCAGUACCCCAACCAAGACUCUUCUUCAGACACCUCCUCCUCCUCCUCAACCCACCGCACUUCCUCUUCCUCCCACUCCUUUGGCAGCAAAUCAGACUGAGCAGCACAUAAAAGAAUCAGAGAAAGACAAGAAGUUAGAGAAGCCCAAGGUGAAAGAAAGAGAAGCCGACACUGCCCGUCCCAAGACCCCAAUUGUGAAAAAAAGGGAAAAGCCCUCGCCACCACUUUCAGUGCUAGGAAAAUUGGGAAGUGAGGCAUAUAUGGACCCAGCACAACUGCAAGCACUUCAGAAUGCCAUUGCUGGUGACCCAGGCUCCUUCCUAGGGGGACAGUUCUUGCCUUAUUUCAUCCCUGGCUUUGCAUCUUGCUUCUCACCCCAACUUCCUGGCGGAGUGCAGGGGGGAUACUUCCCUCCUCUGUGUGGAAUGGAAAACCUGUUCCCCUACGGCCCUGCAAUGCCGCAGGCUAUCGCUGGGCUUUCUCCAACUGCCCUGCUGCAGCAGUACCAACAGUACCAGCAGUCCCUCCAGGAUUCCUUACAGAAGCAGCAUCAGCAGCAGAAGCAAAGUGAACCGCAACAGAAAACACCCCCUAUAAAGUCAACGAGUGCACAGAGCAACUCUCACAAACCAAAAGAGGCUAUUGAAACUAAGAAUGAUAAAGGCUCUUCAACAGAAAGCACAAAUGAAGAACCCCAAACGAAUACCAAAAGUUCAGGCUUUCCAGAUGCAUUUAUCGUUCCGUCCAUCAAACACGAGUUUAUAUGCAGAAAGUGCCAGAUGAUUUUUGCUGAUGAAGACUCAGCAGCUCGCCACCAGAAGUCCUUCUGUUACUUUGGUCACCCGUUUAUCGAUCCGCAAGAGACAGUGCUUCGUAAGGCCGUGAGCAAGUACAAUUGCAUAGCCUGCAAUGUGUCCGUCAGCGGGAACGAAGCACUUGGCCAACACCUUCAGUCGAGCUUGCACAAAGAGAAAACAAUCAAACAAGCAAUGAGAAAUGCCAAAGAGCAUGCUAGCUUUGGCUUAUUACCUCACUCAGUCUGCUCCCCCUGUCCUAACACCACAUCUACCUCGCAGUCUGCAGCUUCUUCUAAUAACCCCUUGCCUCAUCUCUCUCACUUGUCCAAGAAGUCCUGGCCAAAUAUUCUUUUCCAGGCCUCAGCCAGGAAAGCUGCUUCCUGCCCAUCUGCUUCCCCUCCUCCCCUUUCCUUGCCUUCAACGGUUACCUCAACUUCGUGCAGCACCUCAGGGGUUCAAACCUCACUACCCACCGAAAGUUGUUCAGAUGAGUCUGACAGUGAGUUAAGCCAGAAGCUGGAUGACUUAGAUAACGCGUUGGAAGUCAAGGCUAAGGCGGCAACCGGCCUAGAUGGCAAUUUCAGUAGUAUCAGAAUGGAUAUGUUCAGUGUGUAGGUUUGAAAAACGGAUCCCUUGCUUAAACGAAAAAAGACUUUUAACUGCAGUUCCAAAGUUUCGCUAACCCAAAAAAUUACAGUACCAAAAGAUUGACUCAGGAUUGUUUUUCCCAUAUUGAUAUGCUGGCAAGAAAAUGAUUG